This is a messenger RNA of Girardinichthys multiradiatus, 4597 nucleotides long. It is a transcript of the gene ptpn12, whose product is annotated as protein tyrosine phosphatase non-receptor type 12. The record is from RefSeq and is a predicted model, not a curated record. Lineage: Eukaryota; Metazoa; Chordata; Actinopteri; Cyprinodontiformes; Goodeidae. Gene Ontology annotation, cellular component: nucleus; cytoplasm. The coding region runs from base 484 to 2865 and encodes 793 amino acids. The transcript is spliced from 18 exons. Gene Ontology annotation, molecular function: non-membrane spanning protein tyrosine phosphatase activity. Gene Ontology annotation, biological process: peptidyl-tyrosine dephosphorylation.
UUCCCCCCCAGUAGUGAAAUAGCAAGCAGCAGCGGCAGUACUGUGUGAAUGUGGCAAUCGAGGUAGACAGGGAGGGGUGGAAAUACUGACCGGGUGGCUCUAUUUUCUGGGGUCCCGUUUUUCUUUAUUUUUCGUUUCUUGUAGAGCCAAGUCAUCACGGUUGAUACUACGCCACGGUUAGGAACUUGUUUGCGGGGCUGUAGAGCCGGUUGCUCCUUUUCUUCGGGAGUAAGUGCUGUCGUUGUGGUAACAGUCAAGAAGAAAGAAGGGAAGGCAGAAACAACAUGGGGCGAUAAUAAAAAAUGUGUCGUGUAGCGGACCGACGAUGACUCUCUGGGAAGACCCGUGAAGCCUAUUUAUUUUUAUUUAUUACCCAUUUUUGCCCCUUCCCCCUGUAUCCUCUUUUGUAUAAUUUCCCCCUUCCCACUUUGUUAGUUUGAGAGAUUUUUAAAGGAAAAGGAAACAUUAAAAGAGGACUGAAGGAUGGACCAAGCCGGCAUCCUGAGAAACUUUAUCCAGAGGGUGAAGGCCAUGAGCGAAUUGGACGAGGACAGGGGAGAGGACAACUUCGGCAGCGACUUCAUGCGGUUGCGGCGGUUAUCAACUAAGUACCGAACGGAGAAGAUCUACCCCACCAACGUAGGAGAGAGGGAAGAGAAUGUGAAGAAGAACAGAUACAAAGAUAUACUGCCAUUUGACCAUACUAGAGUAAAGCUGACAUUGAAAACAACCAAUCAGGACACAGAUUACGUCAAUGCAAACUUUAUUAAGGGUGUUGAUGGCCCAAAAGCCUACAUCGCAACUCAAGGUCCACUCCCAAACACAGUCAUCGACUUCUGGAGGAUGAACUGGGAGUACAGCGUCGCCGUUAUUGUAAUGGCUUGUCGGGAAUUUGAGAUGGGAAGGAAAAAAUGUGAGCGGUAUUUUCCAUCCCGAGACGAGGAGCCCUUGAGUUUCGGCCCUUUCAGAAUCUCAUGUGAAUCAGAGCAGCAAAGAAUGGACUACUUUAUCAGGACUUUGAUGGUGCAGUAUAACGAUGAAACACGGAAGAUAUCUCAGUUCCAUUAUAUCAACUGGCCAGAUCACGACGUCCCGUCGUCAUUUGACUCCAUAUUGGAUAUGAUCGGACUAAUGAGGGAAUACCAGGAGAACGAUGACGUUCCUAUUUGUGUGCACUGCAGUGCAGGUUGUGGGAGGACGGGUGCUAUUUGUGCUAUUGACUACACGUGGAACCUCCUCAAAGUUGGGAAAAUUCCAGAGGACUUUAAUGUUUUCCGGUUGAUCCAAGAGAUGAGGACCCAGCGACAUUCUGCUGUUCAAACAAAGGAGCAGUAUGAGUUAGUCCACAGAGCAAUUGCUCAGCUGUUCGAGAAACAACUGCAACUUCUGGAGAGCCCCACCAACGUGCAGAUACACGAUGGCAUGAACGAAAGCAGUCCCGACAAAACAAGCAUUCAGUCCGAUGAUGAACGGUGGGACACACCACCUCCAAAACCUCCUCGCGUUCGCAGUUCCCAGGUGGAAGGUGACGUGAAGGAGGAGAUUCUCCAGCCCCCUGAGGCUCAUCCUGUCCCCCCUAUUCUCACCCCAUCUCCCCCAUCUGCGUUCCCCACUGUCACCAAUGUACGGCAGGAUAAUGACCGCUACCACCCUAAGCCUGUCAUACAUGUCCUGGAUACAACACAGCGCAGCCUAAAAGAGAAGGAAGAUGAGAACAAGCAGCGGAACCAGUCUGAAUCCAGUCUAAUGAAACAAGUCAGUCCCUCAGAGCCAAGAGAUCUAAAUGUACAAAGCCAGAAUCAGCAGACUCAGGUCUCACAACUGGAUCUCAACGACAACUACAACAACAAAUCCUCGUCAACAUCGACAAAGUCCGAAUCGGGCCAAAGCCAGACUCAGACAACCUUCUCUCACCUCUCCCCAUCUGUUGAAUCCUGUGGUGCCCCUCGGCUCGAGAGGAAGCUCAGCAUAGAGAUUAAAAAGGUGCCGUUGCAGGAAGGACCUCGUAGCUUCGACACUUCCUCCUCCAUGGGAGGCAACAAUUCAACUAACAGUAGCUCCAUGCUGCAAAGAAGCCACGCCUUCAAAGCCCGUUCUGCUCAAACCCUGCUGACGUCGAGCUCUUCACUGUCGGAGGACUCCGGCACGGAGGGAGGAGCAGGCGGAUGUGCGGAGGGCCACUCUGACGAGGGCGUCCUAAUCAGACCAAACCACCUUCCUGUGACGAGUGAAGACAAGGACAAGACACAAGAAAUGAAAUCUGGCCACGCAGCAUGGACACAUUCCUGCAACAGCCCAGAAAAACCUUUUCCCAAGACCUCCUCUUCCUCCUCUUCCUCAGACAGAGCCGCUCCAUCCUCCUCCUCCUCGUUCCACAUAUCCUCCUCCUCAUCAUCAUCCUCCUCCUCCUCUACUCCUGUCAGGACUGCCCUCAGUUUCACCAACCCCCUGCACUCUGAUAACUCAGAUGAGGAGGGGAAUGAGGAGAUACCCGAGGUGAAGGAGAGUUAUCAUAAAAACAUCUCCACCGCCACAGCCACUGUGACCGCCUUGCCUCGCCUCGAAGACCAUCAGUCGGUCAGAAAGGUGCUGCCCCUGUCAAUCGCUGGGCAGACCACCCCAUCACCCUCUGCAAGCCCUGCAAACUGCUGGGACAGCGACGACUCCCCUCCCCCCCUCCCUGAGAGAACCCCUGAGUCCUUCAUGCUGGCCACAGAUCCUCUGGAGGUGAGAACAUCAGCCUCAGCUGAAUGGAGCUGCUCACAAAAAGAUGUUUCUGAUGGUGCUAAGACAUCUCCAGUUGUAUCUGUGUCAGAUGGCAGCCCAGCAGGAGUUAGCCAAGUAGACCUGGGUGGGGUUCGGUAACCGCUGCCUUCAGCCCAAAGGCCCUCAAGAUCCCCCUGUGGAGUGGACAUGAUGGAACGAUCCAUCCACCAUCAGCGUCUUUCCUUAUCAGGAUAUGGACUCUUGACUGGUUGACCCAAAACGCAGGCUGACACACAGAAAACAAAAGAAGCUGGUUUAGAGACUUUUAUUCCUGAGAUUUUCCUCCUCACAUUGUUGACCUGACUGUAGUUGCUGACCUGGGAUCUCUUUUAGUAAAAGGGUUAAGGAUAUCUUUUGUGGGGCUGGGGGGAUUAAUAGUGGGCGAAAAGAAGAACCAUGUUUCCUCUAUGACUCUUCGAAACAUAACGCUUUUUUUUUUUUUUUUACACUAAAUGAAGAGUGAUCUAAGAGUGACUCCUAAAAUUGUUUCAAGCCAAAUGAGAAGAAAGCGACAUUAACAGGAAAAGCUGGAGAGUUGGGAAGCAGAUUUCUGUCCCCGAGGUGGUUUUGCUGCCUCCUGCUGAGCGAACAAUCUUCAAAGCGAACUUAGAUAAUCUUGUACUCAUGAUGCAACCUUUUCAGUUGGGUAUGCAGAGGUUGUCUGGGUACUUUCUCUGACUUCUUUUGUAUUUCUGUCUCUCUAUGUCUCUUCUUUCUGGUGCUACUUCAUAAAAGAUCAACAGAUACUGGUGUGUUGUAGCUACUGAGUUCCCAUCAUUCAAUGACAUUUCUGUUGGGUUCUAUUUUCCAUUUUUAUUCCCUUUUGUAUAUGCUAACAGGAUUUGGUAAUUACUGUGUUGAAAAAUGACUCCCGUUCAGCUUCUUUCAGAGAGUUUGAUUUUUUUUUUCCCUAAAUAUGCCGUGAAGUCACCAAUUGGUGAUUAUUAGUUUUCAUUUGAUUAAAGAUUUUUCCUACAGUGUCUCAGAAACACAAGUACAGAAAUUGCUUUUUCUUUGCUGAAUAUGUUGCACCAAUUGGCCUGACAGCACAACCUAAUUAUGCAGCUGAAGGCAGGGAUAUAAAAAUGGAGCUUUGGGUUGCAAAAUCGACGGGAAUUAAUCAGUUUCAAAGAAUUGUGUUUAAGACAGUAGAACAUUUAAAAUAAGCCAUUUGUAAAAUUGAAAGAUCCAUUAUUUAUUUAUUAUGACUUAAAAUCUGAAAAUCUUUUUUUUUUUUUUUUUGGUCUGGGGACAUCAAGGAUAAAUUGCCAAACUCUUUGGCAUAACGACUCUGACUCUAACCAUCGGGACCAUGACAGAAGACAGACCGUCCCGGUCCUUCAUUUUCAUUUUUCUUCCCCUUUGAGUUUCUGCCUUUUUUUGGUCUUUAUGGAAUUUACAACCACCCCCCUGGUAAAGAUGUGUCAAAAGCCUAAAAAGAAAUGAAUAUUUAAUUGCAGAAGCAUAAUCCUAGAUUUUUCCUUAAAAAUAUCUGGAAUGAAUUCAUAUUAAUAGAAAACCUUUUAGUUGUUUUGCACAGGAUCCAAGGAUCUUCGGAAGAGAAACAUGCAAACAGCAUCACAGAUCCACCACUGUACUUUACAGUAUGCAUAAAAUGCUUGGAAAUGCCUAAUAUUAGUGCUGUCCUGACCAGAAUGCACAGCUUCAGUUAAAGUCCCUGUACAGGAUUACUAUUUAGGAGUUAAUAGCAACUCUUAAUUGGUACCAAUAAUCAUCCCUUAAAAUGCAUUUGCUGAAAUUAUAUGUUGGAUUUUUCAAACAUUUUUCUCUGUAAGAAAUUCUGUUUCUCCAAUAAAAGACAAAUAUUUUA